GAGAUGGUUGAAGUAUAAACGACGCCAUGGCCAACGCUUCUGUGGUGUCCUCUAGUGCAGGGGAGAACGUACGUGUGCAUGCUUCGUCGACGACCGCUACGCGGCCGUCAGCGCGUCUUUGCUUGCACCGCGCACGCUGUUUUCAAGCUGUUCUCCGAAUGCUGCAACACGCUGGAGUCUUCCUUAACGCUUCCGAGUGCAGCUUCGGUGGUCUGUUCAGUUAUCUUUUUGCUAGUGAUUGUGAACGCCGACGGUACUGCGCCUGACCCUAAACAAGUUUGCACCCUCCGUCUGACGCGGCCGUGCACGCCGAUUCCUUGCCCACAUCAGGUCGUUCGUCAGCGGUGUUCACCACCAUGGCCACGGCACCAGCCACGUCCCCGACUGCCGCCGUGAUGGCCCCACCUCUGGAUCCCGCACCCCCGAAGGCGGCGGACACCCUGGGGACAGAUGCAGGGCCCCAGGAAGGCGGCGUGGCCGACGUCAACGAUGUGCCGCAGCACAUUGAAGUGAAUGUGCGCUACAUCACUACAGCUCAAGGCACGCUUACAUGCUUGGAGACUUUGGGCGCGGUCGCCGUCAUGGUGCUGUACCUGCUGAUGGCGCAGAGCAUCACGUAUCAGUGGUACGCGCGCGUGGCGUUCCUGUUCGCCUUCACCUACGGCCUCAACAACGUACUCAUCAUCAUCUCUGGUGUGGCGUCACCCUGCACGCAGCUGCACCUUCCGGAAACGCUUUUUUACUCGCUGUAUCACUGCAUGGCCGGCUUGAUGUACGUGAUCGGAGGCGCCAUAUUCCACAACGUGCACAAGCACGACGGUCUCGCUCUGAGGAUCCCUACUGGGGUUGUUCUGACCGGCGUCGGAGUGAUCCAUUGCUUCCACAGUCUUGUCAACUUCAUCAAAUGAACACGAUAUCAUAAACAUACAUUAAUUAGCUCACCACUUACUUUUCAAAAGCAAAGUGAGGUACUUAGCCUGUGAACUCUUUAACGCAGAGCACUCGAAACGCUAUUUCUUUCGUGAAAACACUACGACGAAAUGAAUGAAAUGUACAUUUUCCAUCAUU
Molecule: messenger RNA, 1068 nt
Organism: Dermacentor silvarum
Lineage: Eukaryota; Metazoa; Arthropoda; Arachnida; Ixodida; Ixodidae
Exons: 6
Coding region: 357-908 (183 amino acids)
Source: RefSeq, a predicted model, not a curated record